This is a messenger RNA of Daucus carota subsp. sativus, 3609 nucleotides long. RefSeq names its product MDIS1-interacting receptor like kinase 2-like. The transcript is spliced from 2 exons. Lineage: Eukaryota; Viridiplantae; Streptophyta; Magnoliopsida; Apiales; Apiaceae. Gene Ontology annotation, biological process: protein phosphorylation. The coding region runs from base 14 to 3484 and encodes 1156 amino acids. The record is from RefSeq and is a predicted model, not a curated record. Gene Ontology annotation, molecular function: protein kinase activity; ATP binding; protein binding.
CAAACUCACAAAUAUGAAAACAUACAUAGGAAUGGGAACACUGCGCAAUCCUUAUGUUUUACUACUAUUUCAUGUUCUCUUCAUUUUUAUACUUCCACAAAAAAUAACAUCAUCACCAAGAACUGAGGCAGAAGCUCUCGUCAAAUGGAAGAGCAGCUUACUACCAUCUGAUUCUCUCAAUUCAUGGUCCCUAGACAAUCUCGACGACCUUUGUAACUGGACUGGCAUUACUUGUGGUGCAGGAACAAUCUCGAAGCUCAACAUUUCCUAUCAAGAACACUACGGCACACUUGCUCACUUCAGGUUCUCUUCAUUUCCAAACCUCACUUCCUUGGACUUGAGCAACAAUCUUUUUUCAAGUAGUAUUCCUGUAGGAAUCGGAAAUUUAACACAGCUUCAGUACUUGAGCUUUUUCAAUAACAGUCUUAACGGUACCAUUCCUUACCAAAUUGGCCAACUUCAUAAACUAGAACAUUUUAGCUUGGGCUCAAACUACUUAGAUAAUCUAAGCUGGUCCCUGUUGGAUCAGUAUGUCAACUUAACUUACCUUGAUCUGUCGAUUAAUUUGUUGACAGGACGCAUUCCUGAUUCAGUGUUUCGUUUAUCUAAUCUUGAAUCCGUCCUGCUUAAUGAUAAUUUUUUUGAAGGGCCAUUGCCAGAAAAUGUUUCCAAGCUUUCCAAGGUAAAAGAACUUUAUUUCGGAAGAAAUAAGUUAUCAGGGUCUCUUCCUUAUAGUCUGGGUCUUCUAUAUAAUCUUCAAGUUCUUGAAUUGUAUAACAACUCAUUUACAGGAAAGAUUCCUUCUUCUAUAGGUCAACUUAGAGAUCUUCAGUCACUUGAUCUCCGAGAAAAUUAUUUGAACUCUACUAUUCCUCCUGAGCUUGGGUUUUGCACCAAGCUCAGUUUCUUGGCUUUAGCUACCAAUUCGCUCACUGGGCCUUUGCCUUGGUCCUUUUCAAAUCUUACACAAAUUUCUGUACUAGUCCUGUCAGAUAAUUUGCUGUCUGGUGAGCUCUCACCACAUUUCAUCGGCAACUGGUCUUUGUUAACAAAUCUGUACCUAGAAAAAAAUGCCAUCACUGGUAAUAUUCCUGCUGAAAUUGGUACGUUGUCGAGUCUCACAUACCUUUAUCUAUUCAAUAAUAAACUCAAAGGACCAAUUCCCAGAGAGAUUGGUAAGUUGAAUGAGCUUCUGGAAUUAGACUUGUCAGGAAACCAUCUUGAAGAUUCAAUUCCAUCAACAAUAGGGAACCUGACCAAAUUGACACUCUUACAUCUGUUUAACAAUAAUCUUAGCGGAACCAUUCCACUUGAGAUUGGUAACUUACCACUGCUUGAAAUUCUUGAUCUCAGCCAUAACCAAAUGUAUGGAGAGGUUCCAGAUUCCAUUACUAAUUUGAGUAACUUGCAGACACUUUCUUUGUUCACCAACAGAUUUCAUGGCAGCAUUCCGACGAACUUAGGAAAAAAUACUUCCUUUUUAUCUGUUGUUGACUUGUCAUACAACAGCUUCUCUGGUGCGGUGCCAGAGGGAUUGUGCAGUGGCUUGGCCCUCGAAUUAUUUACAGUAAUUGGAAACAAUUUUUCUGGGGCUUUGCCGAUUUGCUUAAGAAACUGCUCUAAAUUGAGUAGAGUCCGUCUCGAGGACAACCAGUUCUCUGGAAAUAUUUCUGAAGCAUUUGGUUUUCACCCGAAUCUUGUUUUUAUCUCUCUAAGUGGCAAUAACUUUAUGGGUGAACUCUCAUCCCAGUGGGGUAAGUGUGAAAGUCUUACAAACAUAGAGAUUUCUAAAAACAGACUUUCAGGCCUAGUACCAGCGGAGCUUGGAAACUUAAAAAAAUUACAAGCUUUAGAGCUGGAUUCGAAUGAGUUGACAGGUGAGAUUCCAAAGGAACUGGGAAACUUAGUCCUGUUGUUGAAACUCAACUUGAGUAAUAAUUAUUUGACUGGAAACAUCCCUCGGAGUUUAGGCAAAUUAACAAAGCUCAACCAUCUUGAUUUGUCUACAAACAACAUGAAUGGAAGAAUACCAAAAGAGCUUGGGAAUUGUGAAAGCUUAUUAAGCUUGAGCUUGAGUCAGAACAGUUUUUCAAAAGAGAUACCCUCAGAACUUGGAAAUUUGCGUCAGUUGCAAAUUAAUUUGGACCUGAGUAGCAAUUCACUUUCAGGGACCAUUCCUUCUAACUUGGGGAAAUUGAAGGUUUUGAUGGAUUUGAAUCUCUCACAUAAUCAACUCUCGGGUAGUAUUUUUUCUUCACUCUCUGCUGAUAUGUUUAGUCUGGAAACGAUUGAUUUUUCCUACAAUAACUUGUCUGGCCCUAUACCCUCGUUCCAACGAAAAGUUGCAAAAUAUUUCAUUGGGAACUCCCUUCUGUGUGGUGAUGCAAAAGGAUUGUCUCGUUGUCUGUCUACGCCUCUGAAGUCAUCCAAGUCCAGUAAAAAAAUUCUCAUCGGUAUCUUUGUUGCAGUGGGCAGCCUCGUAGUUUUCUGGAUUGUUACUUUUGGAUGUUUAAGGAGACAUAUGAAAAUCAAGAAAAGGGAUUUAGAGACAUUCAUUUCAGGACAAAUUAUGUCACUGAUUUGGGAAAGAGAAGGAAAAUUUACAUUUGAAGAUAUUAUUACAGCCACUGAAGAUUUUAGUGAAAGGUACUGCAUUGGAAGAGGAGGAUUCGGAACUGUAUACAAGGCCAAGUUGUUUAAUGGUGAGAUUGUAGCAGUUAAAAGGCUCAAUAUAACAGACUCCAGUGAUGUUUUGGCAAAUAAUCGAUGGAGCUUUGAAAACGAGAUACGAACCUUGACCGAAGUCAGGCACCGGAAUAUCAUCAAACUUCAUGGAUUCUGUUCCAAGGACAAUUCCCUUUACUUAAUAUAUAAAUUUGUCGAGAGAGGCAGCUUAGGGACAUUGUUGUACAGUGAUGGAGGGCCUUCUGAAUUAAGUUGGGACACAAGGGUAAGAAUUGUUAAAGGAUUGGCUCAUGCACUUUCUUACUUGCAUCAUGAUUGCUCUCCUACUAUUGUGCAUAGAGAUAUAUCACUGAAUAAUAUCUUGCUCGAGCCAGAUCUGGAGCCAAGGCUCUCGGAUUUUGGCACCGCAAGAUUUUUAAGUACCGAAUCCUCAAACUGGACUAAUGUUGCAGGGUCAUAUGGCUACAUGGCGCCAGAACUUGCCUUGAGUAUGCUAGUGACGGCUAAAUCAGAUGUUUAUAGCUUUGGAGUUGUGACAUUGGAGAUAUUCAUGGGAAGACACCCUGGGGAGUUCCUUUCAACUUUGUCCGGAAAUUCUGACUUAGCUCUGAAGGAUGUGCUUGAUCAACGACUUCCACCGCCGACAGAGAGAACAGAAGAGGUUGUGAAAGUUGUUAUCAGUGCAGCGCUAGCAUGUACACAUUCCACACCAGAGUCGAGACCUACCAUGCAUUCUGUGGCGCAAGAACUAUCAAGAAAAACUCAUGUGGAAGUCAGUACAUAUGCUCCUGAAACCUAAAAGGGUUAAUUGGUCAUUUAAAGCAAAGUCUAAUGUCUUUAUAUUGUACGGUUUUCCUAUGGUGCCUCAUUGGCACAUGUUAAGCACUAAAAUUUAUAAGUUUGAGUGAUUUUGAUUCUUUAUAA